Molecule: messenger RNA, 1655 nt
Organism: Onthophagus taurus
Lineage: Eukaryota; Metazoa; Arthropoda; Insecta; Coleoptera; Scarabaeidae
Gene: Cln3
Product: CLN3 lysosomal/endosomal transmembrane protein, battenin
Biological process (GO): lysosome organization; regulation of intracellular pH
Cellular component (GO): lysosome; membrane
Source: RefSeq, a predicted model, not a curated record
AACUACGACUAAAUUGUGGUUUAUCGAUAGUUAUCACAAGUUGUUUCAAUUAAAAUUAAAAUGCGUUUAAAUCAACGCUACAAUUGGUAGAUAGGUUGCAAAUAAAAAUUGGAUUGAACGUUGAUUUUUGAUACUUGUCAUGAAGACAAACAAUCAAAUCUCGUCAUUAGAUCAAUAGACUUUUUUAAAUUAUAAAAAAAUUAUUAUCAAACUGAUUGUUAUAUAUAUAUAUAUGUUCCGGUUGCGAUUUCUCAGUACUAAGAUCGAUUAGUGUCUGAUAUUAAUAAGUGUAUAUUAGAACAUUUCAAACAAAAAUGACGGGAACUACCAAACACCCCCACGAUGCCGAAUAUCGCCUUUUGGAUACGGAGUAUAAAAUUAAAAUGAACGGUGGUGAAGUUGUCGGACCGGAAGAGACGCCAAAUUUAAAAAAGGAAAACUGGAGGAAUCUUGUUGCCUAUUGGAUUCUUGGGUUGUGUAACAAUUAUGGGUACGUCGUUAUGUUGAGUGCUGCCAAAGACAUUUUACAUGCUCAAACGCCGGAAACAUGGGGUGAUGAGGGCCAUAAUAGCGAAAGAGACUGCAAUUAUAUGUCAACGGGGGCCAUAUUACUAGCUGAUAUCCUUCCUUGUUUAGUUAUUAAAUUAAUAGCACCAUUUUUACCGUUUUUCGUCCACGUACGCGUCGCUUUAUGUGUUUUAUCAGCGGCUGGUGGACUCCUUUUGGUUGCUUUCAGUGAAAGCCAGUUUAUGUCCAUCUUUGGGGUGGUGAUAACAUCGUUCAGUUCGGGUCUGGGCGAAGUAACUUAUUUGCAAUACAGUUCGUUUUAUCACAAAAACGUAAUUUCUUCGUGGUCAUCUGGUACGGGAGGUGCUGGGGUGAUCGGAGCUUUAUCUUACGCCGCUUUGAAUAAGCUCGGAAUUAGAAACGCUCUUUUAAUCAUGUUGAUUGUCCCCGUUUUGAUGGGAGUAUCUUUUUGGUUCAUUUUACGACAGCCAGACGAGAAAGGCGAUGUGGCACUUCAACAUAAAAUUAACAAAGAUGAAAUUAAUGAUCCUUACGAAAGUUUCAAAAAAAAAUUGGCUAUCUUACCUGGGUUAAUGAAGUUUAUGAUCCCUCUCGGAUUAGUUUAUCUGUUUGAAUACUUUAUUAAUCAGGGAACUUUUGAAUUAAUAAAUUAUGAUGAUACAUUCAUUGACCACGCCGCUCAAUAUAGAUGGUUGCAAGUUGAUUAUCAAAUUGGUGUCUUCAUAUCGAGAUCGUCGGUUAAUUUGAUUCAUAUUAAAAAUAUUUGGAUCAUGGCGAUUCUUCAACUUUUCAACGUCGCCAUCUUCACAACGGAAGCUAUCUUUUAUUACAUUCCAGCGUUUUGGGUUGUGUUAAUUUUGACUUUGUGGGAAGGUCUUUUAGGGGGUGGAGCUUAUGUUAAUACUUUUUAUAGAAUUUCCACUGAGGUUUCAGAAGAAAAUAAACAAUUCUCUAUGGCCACAACUAGUUUUGCUGACUCCGUAGGGAUUACUUUAGCAGGAAUUUUCGCGAUUUUCGCACAUAACGCAAUUUGCGAUAUGCCGAAACCUGUACGAUUAACUUUUUAAUUUAUUUAUUUUUAAGUAGGUUGUUUUAAUUUUUAUAUUAUUAAUUUUGUUAGAGUAAAU